AUGUCCGCUGAAGACGAAAAACUAAGACUGGUCAUCAUCGGCGGGGCCAGGGGAGGAAUGUCAGCUGCAGUUCGAGCACGACGCCUGAGUGAGAAUGCGUCGAUCAUUGUUAUCGAACGGGCACCAUACAUCAGUUACACAAAUUCUUUUGUCCCUCAUAGCUGGGGCAGUAUACUUGAAACGGAUACGUUGAUUGCUCUACAAACGCCUGCCGCUAUUAGCGCUCGAUAUAACCUGGAGGUGCGCGUUUGUACAGAGCUUGUCAGCAUCUCUAGGAAGCGCCACUCCAUGACCCUGCGCUGUCUGAAGACUGAUACCACCUAUGAACUGCCGUAUGAUAAGGUCGUGCUUUCGCAAGGUGCAGACUCUCCUCUUCCACCCGUUGCGGGAGUAGACAGCGCGAAUGUAUUCACGCUGCAGACCCUGGCCGACCUACAGAAGAUCCGCUCGUAUGUAAUGAAGAAUGACUGCCGAGAAGUCAUCGUCCUCGGCGGGGGCUUUACAGGUAUCAAGGCUGUGGAAAGUCUGUAUGGCUUCGGCCUACGCGUCACCGUGAUUGAGGCUGGUGACUGUCUCUGUCCAGAGUUUGACCCUGAUUUUGCCAGGAUGAUUCAAAGAGAGCUGAUGAAGAAGGGGGUCCACAUCUAUAUCAACUCAGAGUGCCAGAUGAUCGCAAAGUCCGAUGUCACUGACGUGUGCUAUGUGGAGUUACGGGAUGGCUCCAGCCUCACCGCGGACCUAGUUGUCGUCGUCACAGACAGUCCUGAACCUCGAACCUGGCACGCGAAGAAUGCGGGCCUUGAUGUCCGCAGAGGCAUUGUGGUCAACGCGUUUAUGCAAACCAGUGACCCCGACAUCUAUGCAGUUGGCAGCGUGGCGGAAGUGAUAAACCGCAUCUCCCACCUGCCGCAGAUAUUGUCCACCAGUGGACCCUCGAACCGACAGGGUCGGCUCGCAGUCGAUCACAUCUUCAAGCGCGCCACGGCGUACCCUGGAAUAUGCGGAACACGGGUGUAUCAGCUCUUCCACUUGACAGGAGCCAUUACAGGGCUUUCCGUCUCGGCGCUCAAGCAAAUCGGGUACGAUCCUAGAUCGGUCACAAUCCACCAGCCGGACCAUGCUGGUUACUAUCCAUCCUCCCAGCAGCUCACCCUCCGAAUUGCCUUUCAACCAGCGAGUGGGGUGCUGCUCGGGGCUCAGGUUAUUGGACGUUCUGGCGUGGAGAGUCGCAUCAAUGUGCUGGCAACAGCUCUGCAGGCUACCAUGACUGUCUUUCAAUUGGAGGACUUGGAACUCUCUCAUAAGCCACAAUACGGCUCCGCAAAAGAUCCCGUCAAUUUGUCUGGCUCAGUCGCAAGUAACCUGCUCCGUGGUGACCUCCACAUUGUUCUUCCCUCCAGUCUAGCAGGGCAGCUUCAUGACUGGCAAAUCAUUGAUGUGCGAUCCUCGGAACAUUUCGAGCAGGGCCAUCUACCGUUUGCUCAAAAUAUUCCUAUAGACUCACUCAGGUCAAGGAUUGGCGAGAUCGGAAAGGAGCGUCCAAUACUACUCUACUCCAGAGUGGGCUACCAUGGCUACCUGGGCUACCGAAUCCUCGUGCAGUCUGGGUACCAAGCGGCAAAUCUUGACGGUGGAUUGAAAUUAUUCGUUGACGGGGGAUAUCAACCGGAGUUGGUAACAGGGACAUCACGAUAA
This is a messenger RNA of Aspergillus clavatus NRRL 1, 1695 nucleotides long. RefSeq names its product putative pyridine nucleotide-disulfide oxidoreductase. The record is from RefSeq and is a predicted model, not a curated record. The coding region runs from base 1 to 1695 and encodes 564 amino acids. Gene Ontology annotation, molecular function: oxidoreductase activity; flavin adenine dinucleotide binding. The transcript has a single exon. Lineage: Eukaryota; Fungi; Ascomycota; Eurotiomycetes; Eurotiales; Aspergillaceae.